Molecule: messenger RNA, 926 nt
Organism: Exophiala mesophila
Lineage: Eukaryota; Fungi; Ascomycota; Eurotiomycetes; Chaetothyriales; Herpotrichiellaceae
Exons: 2
Coding region: 1-906 (301 amino acids)
Source: RefSeq, a predicted model, not a curated record
AUGUCUUCUAUACCUUCAACGGCAGAAAUCUCGCGCGCUAGCUUCCAAGCUGUACUUGCGCUCUAUCCUGCUUUUGCUAAGCAGGCAUACGGCGUGAGGCUCAAGGACCCAAAGAAGGUUGCUGAAGCUGUUCAACGCGACAAAUGGCGUUUCGAAGAUCUGCCGUCCCAGAUAGCCGCAGCCCGGAAUGGGGAAACUACACUUGCCAUGAAGGAUAUCAAAGCAGGAGGAUUGACCAAAGAUGCAUUGGAGAGAUUAGUCCAGUGGAAGAUCACACAUGGCCAAUUCCGACCUUUUCUGCCGGGUAUGGUUCGCAAGAACGACCCAUCUGUGAUCCAGCAACAAACUGCCCUUGCUUUCGAGACCCUUGAAUCAUCGGAUUUAUCGUCUCCAUCCACUCAGACGAUCAUCAAGGCUCUCGAUAUCGUUUGCAAGCUAUCCGGAAUCGGUCCAGCAACGGGAACGUUGAUCCUCAACCUAUAUGAUCCCACAAACGUGCCAUUUUUCCAAGACGAGUUGUUCGCAUGGCUUUUUCCCGAGUCGAAGGGAGUCAAAUUAAAAUACAACCAGAAGGAGUAUCGCCAAUUGAUUGAAGCAACUCAACCUAUAUUAGAGCGACUCAAAGUUACAGCGAUGGACCUCGAAAAGGUUGCAUAUGUGCUUGGACACAAAGAUGUUGUCGAUGACGAAUUAAGGCAAAAGUUAGAUGAGGCCUUGAGCCAGAGUCUCUCAAGCAAAGACGAACCAGAAACAGGAUUGGACAAAUUGAAGGGCAGUGCCCCGUCUGCGGACCGCGAGGAAAUCGCCCCUAAAGAUCAUCCUCAGAAGACGCGGAAACGGCCAGUUGGGAAUACCUCCAACGCGGAUGAAGAGCCAAGGAAACGUCGAUCGCAGCGUGGAAAGUGAACAAAUAACCUUGGUGUGAC